AUGUCCGAACAGGAAAACCGGAGCAUAUUAGCGACGAAAGGAAGCAGCGAAUCCAUGGUCAAAGGGAAUCAUGCAGAGGGGGAGCCCGAGUUACUCCAGGGGAUAAGCAGCGAGGGGGGCGAAAACAAGGCGAGCCACUCCCCCAAUGAGUCGCGUCUCCCACAUGAGGUGGCUCGACCCAAGAGUCACAGCGCAAGGGUAGCACAGCCCAACAGGAGCAAUGUGGCGAGUGACAAGCUGAAGACGAGUCUAAGUGAAGAUAAGAGGGACAAAAAAUACACCAACAUUCUGUAUGACGAUGGAAACCCAGAAAUCACCUUCUUUGUAAAUAAGGAAAAUUUAAAAAUAGCGAAAUAUGCGUGGAGAGUGGAAAAUCCAAAGGCAUAUGUAUUCGCCUUGCAUGGAAUCACAUCCCACUUGAGAAAUGAGUACCUAAAUUUUAUGGGUAGACCAUCAUGGGUUGAUGAGAGGCAGCAGAAGGGGGAAAUGGCUAGCUGCGUGGUUGGCGGUGAUUAUGACUUUAUGCAGGGGAGCAAUUUCUCCUGCUGGGAUUCAGCCCUGUCUGUUAGCAAGUCUGAUGGGAAGGACGCUGAUGGGAGGGAUGCUGAUGGGAGGGAUGCUGAUGGGAAGGAUGCUGCGGGGAAGGACGAUAGUGGGAAGGCUGCUGAUGGGAAGGACGCUGAUGGGAAGGAUGCUGUUGGGAGGGACGCUGAUGGGAAGGACGAUGGUGGGAAGGCUGCGCAGGGGGAAGGGGGCGACAAUUUGGUAGGCCUCCCUGGGGAGGGCACGCCCGCGGGUGCAAGCAGUGGCGCAAAUAUAGGUAACAAUAUGGGCAACAGUGCUGGCGCAAAUAUGGGGAACAUCUCGCACAGGGAUGCCCGAAAAAGCAAGCAGGAAAAAAAAAAGAAGAAGAAGAAGAAGAAAAAGAAAAAGGAAAAGGAGAAGGAAACGGAGAGGAGAAAAAAAAAAGGACCAUCGCACACCCUUGCAGAUGACGGAAGCGCUGUGGGGUGCUCGUUUAACAAAAUUCUGCAGACCAAUUGGACGAAGGACAUGAAGAUCAUAAACGAGACGAACAACAUGCUGUAUGAUUAUUGCCAGCCGAGAGAGUGUGAUGAUGAUGAUGACUCCUCAGGGGUUUCAUCAUCUGGUGACUCCUCCCAUUAUGGGGAGAAAAAAAACCUGGAGAGGAAGCUCACCAUGUUUUUGUCCUGCUCCUCCUGCAUUACCAAUAUAAACGAGGGGUCGAACCAUUUAAAUAGCAAAUUUAACUUUGGGAGUGGGGAGAGCGGUGGUCACCCUGUUUAUCAGAAUGAUAGGGGGGAAGGGGAGGGUCCCCGGGAUGGUGCCGACCGGGGUGGAGACUACCCCAAGAGGAUGAAACUGAACAGUGAAAGCAGCAACAAAGGAAGCGACGACACGAGUAGCGACGACACCAGUGACGACACCAGUAGUGAUGAAGACAUAAUCGAUGAUGAAAAUGUGUUGCUCCCAAAUAAGUCAGACACUCAGGUUAACUACGAUUCUAGUGUCUAUUACUGCUCCAUGUGUGGCAUCUGCAACUACUGCAACUGUGGGGUAAGGACCCUCUCAUAUAAAAAUAGCUGGGUGGAAAAAUUUAACCAAAAUGGGUUCUCUUUCUUCGGGAUAGACAAUCAAUCGCAUGGACUCUCCGAAGGGUUUAAAAAUUACCGGUGCUAUGUAGAGGACUUUGAUAGCUUCAUAGCGGAUACACUGCAAGCGUUAGAAAUUUUUAUUAAAGAGUGGAAAGAAAAGGAUGAGUUAAAGCCAAUUAUCAUUAUGGGCUUAUCUAUGGGUGGCUGUAUCGCUUUGAAAACGAUGGAAGCUAUCUUUCGGCUGAACAAGGAAUGGAAAGGCUACGUCAAAUCUCUCGUUCUGGUCUCCCCAAUGAUCAGCUUAGGGAAACAAAAGAACAAAAUUAGUAAUAGACUGCUCAUUUCCGCUACGAAGUUUUUGAAGUACUUUUUUCCUCUCCUCCCGGUUAAUGUAAAGGAAAGUAAUGCUAGGUACCCUUGGAUUAAACACGACUCAGAAAUUGAUCCCCAUCAGUACUGUGGACCCCUCCGCAUAAGAAUUGCAGCCGAGUGUGUUAGUGCUGCUGAUAGUUGCUUAACUUAUAAGAACUUAAAACACAUUGACGAAAGCGACAUUGACAUUAUGGUGAUUCAGUCGAAGAAUGACUGCUUGGUGGAUCCCAUGGGGGCCGUUGACUUUUUGAGAAAAAUGAUUCGCCUUCACAGUAGGAGAGAGAGACGAAAAAAUGCAUCUAUUUUAGAUGCAGAAAGGAUUCGUUUGGCUAGUUCUGUUUUCUCCAGGGAAAUCAGUGAAAAGAAGAGGGAUUCCGUAGGCCCUAGCGAUUCUACAUUUAUCGGCAGUGCCUACAACCCCGGGGAGGACGACCUCAGUGGUGACCCCUCCUCUGUGGCGCUCCCCCGUGAGAGCAGCACACACAUCGGUGCAGCUGCGCAGGGGAUGGGUCACCUCACCGCCGAUGGGAAGGUCGCCCCUUCGAGAGAAGAAGCGGUGGCGAGCAAGUACAGCGGCAGUGGCUUUACCGCGAAUGGUAGUCACCUCCCGUCGGAGCGGCAGGCACUGCUUCACGACGAAAGGAAGGAAGACCACCACCAGCAGCAGCAGCAGAAGCAGCACCAGCAGCACCCCCCCCCCAUGUUUGCUAAACCCUCCCUGUCCAUUGAAUCCUCCAGCCGAAUACUCCGAAAUGACAGCCACUUCUCCAUGGGCAGUUCCGAGGAUGACGUGAAGGGGGAAAAGGGCAUAUGGACGCCCUUCGACCACGGCUACUAUAAGUCCUUCAAUUUGAAGAAGCUGCAGGGCGUCGGCGGGGUGGCGGACCUCCCGGGGGAGGACCAGUACAAGAAUCUCAGCGUAUACAUUUUGAAGUACGGCUGCCACACGCUUCCGGGGGAGCCCCACAGCCGCGAGACCGUCACGCUGCUGGUCGACUGGCUCAACCGCAUAUGCAGCUGA
Molecule: messenger RNA, 3009 nt
Organism: Plasmodium vivax (malaria parasite P. vivax)
Lineage: Eukaryota; Apicomplexa; Aconoidasida; Haemosporida; Plasmodiidae
Product: PST-A protein
Exons: 1
Coding region: 1-3009 (1002 amino acids)
Cellular component (GO): membrane
Molecular function (GO): lipase activity
Source: RefSeq, a predicted model, not a curated record